This is a messenger RNA of Salvia splendens (bonfire salvia), 3861 nucleotides long. Its product is annotated as disease resistance protein RGA2-like. Gene Ontology annotation, molecular function: ADP binding. The coding region runs from base 265 to 3594 and encodes 1109 amino acids. NCBI's taxonomy places the organism in Eukaryota, Viridiplantae, Streptophyta, Magnoliopsida, Lamiales, Lamiaceae. The transcript has a single exon. The record is from RefSeq and is a predicted model, not a curated record.
CAAUACUCCUUAUCAAACCUUGAAGACUGCCGACGGAGGAAGUUCUCCGCGCCAGCCACGAAUUGAGCCGCCGACCCCAACGUUCGGGGCGCCGGAUUGGUGUGUUGCGAGUGUAAUCGCAGGAUUUCUUUGUUAAGAGAAUUGUGCUCUUAACAAGGUGCUGCAGCCAUUGAAGUUCUUCUCAAAAACCUCCUCAACGCUAUAAAGGAAGAGUACUCUCUAAUUCGAGAUCUCGAGGAAGAUGCCCAACAGCUGCAGAAGACAAUGGAGAUGAUUCUAGGCCACUUGAGUGAUGCACAAAAGAAAUUCAUCACACAAGAUGCUGUCAAGAGCUGGCUGAGGGAGCUCGUAGCUCUGGCUUUCGAUGCUGAUAAUGUCUUGGACGAACUCAGAUACCAUCGUCUCCACAAAGAAGUGAAGAAAAUGAUGGCAACCAAAGCCAAGGAUAAGGUACUAUCAUUUUUCUCAUCCUUUAAUGGCAUUUCACGCCGGCUUAAUAUGGCUCAUACAAUCAAACAAAUCAAUGCGGAUUUUAAGUCUAUGAACCAAAGGGCGAAAGAUCUUGGCCUUCAAGAUAUAAUUCGUAAGGCACCUGCUGCGGUUGCUAAUACUUCCACUGAGACGGAUUCGUUGAGUCUUGAUCAAAUCUUUGUUGGAAGAGAUGAUGAUGUACCUAAACUAGUUCACAUGCUCACCCACACCCACCCACAGGAAGAGAAACGGAUGUUCUCCAUCGUUGCUCUAGUUGGAAUGGGGGGUAUGGGGAAGACUACGUUGGCUAGGAAGGUCUUUAAUCAUGGAAGCGUAAAGGCUCGAUUUGGAUCACCUAUUUGGGUUCAUGUUUCUCAAACUUUUGAUCCAAUCAGUCUUUUCAAAAAAAUCCUUUCGGCAUUGAGUUCAGAUAUUGGUCAUGGAGUUGAGAGGGAACAAAUCGUGAAAAGGCUUCAAGAAGCUCUCAAGAACAAAACUUAUCUUCUUGUUCUUGAUGAUGUAUGGAAUGAAGAUAUUUCAAAAUGGGAAGACUUUAUAAAAUCCAUAAUAGGAGCUACUUCUACCAAAGGAAAUGGCAUUAUCAUCACCACCAGGAGUGAAAAAGUUGCAUCAACUGUUGGCCCAAUUCAUGUUCAUCAUCUGAAUGGCUUAUCGGAUGAAGAUUGUUGGUCCAUAAUCAAAGCCAAAACAUUGGUUGGAAAUGGAGAAUUUCAGUCGGGAUUCGAGAUGAUUGGAAGAAAGAUUGCUAAGAGAUGUCAGGGUUUGCCCUUAGCUGCCAAUGUAGUCGGGGGAGUGCAUUGCGGUAAGUCUGAAGAAGAUUGGCGCAUUAUCAAUGAAAAAUGGCUUUCAGAUGCUGAAGGAGGUCAAAAUAUCUGUGAAAUAUUGAAAUUAAGCUAUGAUCACCUCUCUUCACCGUCGCUCAAGAAGUGCUUCACGUUUUGUUCGGUUUUCCCCAAAGGUCGGAAAAUUGAGAAACAUGAGUUGAUUGAGCUAUGGAUGGCAGAAGGCUUUCUUCAACCAAGCCGAAGAGAUGACAUGGAGUCUGUGGGCAACAUGUUUUUUAGUGUGCUUCUACAAAACUCUUUGUUGCAAGUUGCGGAGAAAAAUGAUUAUGGAAAUGUUUCGGAGUGUGUGAUGCAUGAUCUUGUGCAUGAUGUUGCAUCUUCUGUCUUAUCCAAUAAUGCAGAUGACAGUACCCCUGCUCGAUACAUGUUUCUGAAAAAAGAAUCAAGUCCUAUACCAAAAAAUGUGGCCAAGCACUUGCGUACAUUAUUCUUGGAAGGUGGAACUUCUUGUACUAAGUUCUCAGGCUUUGAAUGUUUGCAUAAUCUUACUCUUUCUGGUGAUUAUGAAGAGAUACCUGAUUCAGUUAGGGGGUUGGUACAUUUGAGAAAUUUGAAUAUUUCAAAUACAAAAAUUGUAAAGUUGCCUAAAUGGAUUGGUGAACUCCAUCUUUUGCAAACAUUAAGAGUAAACAUUUGGAGGUUAGAGAAACUGCCAAGUACGCUCAAGUACAUGUUUAACUUAAGGCAUCUUCAUAUCUAUUCUGAUACAAAGUUUCCAGCGGAGAUUGGGAAAUUAACUAGUCUCCAAACACUACCUUACUUCACAGUAGGCAAAGAGAAGGGAUACCAUAUUGAAGAGCUCGGAAGUUUGGAGAAUCUCAAAGGAAUGCUAAAGAUUGGUAAUCUGGAGAUGGUGUGUGAUAAGGAAGAUGCUCUGAAAGCAAAUAUAUCUCAGAAACCAAACUUAUUUCAUUUGGCGUUUCGAUGGAGUGAUUAUAGAGAAGAUGAAAUAAAUGAUGAGAGUGUAUUGGAAGGCCUCCAACCUCAUGAAAAUCUGAAGAAAUUGAAAAUUUCAAGAUUCAGAGGCAAAAGGUUUCCAGCAUGGACUGAGAAGAUGGAAGUACGUGAUGGGCCUCGUGGCUCUUGGGUACCUCUUGCCAACUUGAUUGAAAUAAAACUGUCCGAGUGCUCAAAAAUUGAGGAAAUCCCAUCGCUGGAGCACUUGCCUAAUCUCAAGUCUCUUUCUUUGUACAGUUUGCGGAAGGUGAGGCUCAUAAAUACUUCGUUCAAUCAUUUAACAUCACUUAAAAUAGAAGAGUUAGAUAUAUUGGAAUAUCUGCCAGAAAGGAUAUUCUAUAACAAUCAGAAUCUCUCAUGUUUGGAAAUAUGCAACUGUGGUGUGUUGAGAGAAUUACCAGAUGGCUUGGACACCCUCAAUUCUCUAGAGAUUUUGAGAAUUUGGUAUUGUGAGAAUCUGAAGUCGAUUGGGAAUCCUAGUGGUGGAGCACGGCAAUCACAAGGGAUCCUUCGUGAGCUGAGAAUUACAGAAUGCGGAGAGCUGAUGGAAUUGCCGUGUCAAAUGCUAGAGCCGUGGGCCCCUACAGUUGAGGAUCUUGAAUUGGAAGCUUUGGGGGGCCUAAAGAAUCUACCAAGGCUAAUUGACAGCCUUGCUAAAUCAUCUACUCGUCUUGCAAUAUUGACAAUCAUAGGUGUUCCUAAAUUGAUGGCUGCUAGUAUUGGUAGUGUUGAGAGUUGGGAUCUUAGCAGCUUGAGAAGAUUAGAGAUAGAUGUGAGUGUGGAAUGGUCAAGAGAGGAUAGUGUUGGCAUUGCAGAGACUGUGGAAGGAAUGUUGCAGAGAUGCUGCAACUCACUUACUCGCUUACAAUUGAAGGGGGUGGAAAAUUGGGAGUGGCUGCCCCAAUCCAUUCAAUAUCUCACCUCUGUUUCUGUAUUAAGUUUGGAGAAGAUAGGAGUAGAAGAAUUGCCCCAAUGGUUGGGGAACCUCUCAUCUCUAACACGGUUAUUUCUACGGAAUUGCAAUAAGUUGAUGAGUCUGCCCUCUGUGGAUGCAUUGAAGCACCUCAUCAUUAAUGUGAAUCAAUCGCAUUUAGGUUGCGAAAGUAAGAGGAAGUUUACCUAUGUGGACCGGACGACUCCAGUGUUUGAAUUGGAAAGGAGAAGGGAUAUUGAGAACGGAUGCCGACGACACACUUUUGUGGGUUUAUCCUCACUUGAAAUAUAUCAUAGCCGCGGGAUUUACCAGAAAACGGAAAUGCCUUUCCAGCUUCAAAUAGAGCGACCCCAAGGGUCCAAGUGAUGCUUCCCGAACCAACUGUCACGUCACAUGGCUAUCAGGAACUCCAGAAUUCCCACCUUCUAAGAGUGAACAAUGUCUACACAUAUACUGUUCAUUGUAACCAUAUUGCAAACAAGGAUGAUUAAUUUCUACUUUUCCACUUGUCAGAUUGGCAUUACUAAUAUGAGGAAAUAAUAAAGUAGGAGAGAAACAAAGUGUUUGAUUUUGCCAUAAAAUAAAAUGCCUCACUUACCUUGGAUCAUUUAAAAAAGAAGUACGAAUUACUUA